Paramecium octaurelia is the source of this 210-nucleotide messenger RNA. Lineage: Eukaryota; Ciliophora; Oligohymenophorea; Peniculida; Parameciidae. The record is from the annotation of a GenBank genome assembly.
AUGGAUAGAAAAUCCAUUUCAUAAAUGAUAAACAAUUUCUUUGGGUAAAUAAAAACAAUGAAUAAUAUUUUGGUAUUUGAAUUGUUGAAUGGAGUUUUUAAACAGAAUUCAAACAAAACUAUUGCUUUAAUCAAGAAUAAUGAAUGUGAUGAUAGUACAUUAUUUCCAAUAAUGUUUUAUUGUUAAGUCUCAAACAUCAUGUAUAUUUGA